Messenger RNA from Corticium candelabrum, 723 nucleotides. RefSeq lists its product as uncharacterized. The transcript has a single exon. Gene Ontology annotation, molecular function: nucleic acid binding. The record is from RefSeq and is a predicted model, not a curated record. Bases 1 to 723 code for a protein of 240 amino acids. Lineage: Eukaryota; Metazoa; Porifera; Homoscleromorpha; Homosclerophorida; Plakinidae. Gene Ontology annotation, biological process: DNA integration.
AUGGCCAAGGGAUCGUGGCUCGAGCUUCAGGUUGAUAUCUUCGGUGAAUUAGUUAUACAACCACGAGAUCAUCGAUUUCUUAUAGUUGUGCAUGAUCUUUAUUCAAAAUGGCCGGAAAUUCGCUCAACCGCUCAGGUACGAGCAUCGGAUGUUAUUUCCUUCAUGGAGGAUCUAUUUGUCAGAUGGGGUUUGCUGGUUUCCAUCACUACAGAUAAUGGACCCCAAUUCAGAUCUCACGAGUUCAAGCAAUGGUUGAAGGGUCACGGCGUUCGACACGUUACCAUUCCCCUGUAUCAUCCACAGGGUAAUGCGGGUGUGGAGAGGCUUAACCAGGUGAUUAAGCAAGUCUUAAAGGCACAGCUGGCAGGAGAGAAAUCUAUGGUCGACGCACUGAGGUAUAUACUAUUUCAUUACAGAACGACACCUCACUCUGUCACAGGGAAAUCUCCAGCGGAGCAGAUGGUAGGACGUAAGUUACGACAACCGUUGUCACAGCUACUACCGCCAUACUGGAAAGAGGACUCAGGAGCAGAGUCGACCAACAGACAAAUAAGAAAUAAAGAACAAGCACGGAAGGUGGAGCAGCGUCAACAACAAACGAAGCAGUAUAAGGAUCAUAGGCGGAGAGCUCAACCCUCUCACUUUCAGCCUGGUACCUGGGUUCGGGUAAAGCGACCAGUCCAAGGACACAAACUGAGGGGCAUCUUGUCAAUGCCACUUUAG